AUGUGGGCCCGGGUAGCAUUAAUGUGCGGGUUGCUGCCAAUGGCAGCCAUGGCAUUGACAUGUUUUGAUUGCUUCGACACCGGACCCGACCAUAAAGAAUGCACCACACUACGCAAUUGCACCGGAAAGGCCUGUAUGAUAUACGACGCUGGCGAUGGCAAAAAGUUGACGGCUUUUUGCAUAAUGGCCACGAAAAAUGAGGAAAAUAAGAAAUCCGGCUGUUGGAUGGAAGCGGAUGGUGUCGGAAAACAUUGCAUCUGCCAUGAGGAUUUCUGUAAUCGAUUGGGCCAGCCACAAGACGAUUCUAAACCUGGAAUCGCCGGAGCUGCCAUGCUAAAAGCAAAUCCGUUGGUUGAUUAUGAUGAUGAUAACGAUGGAGUUGCGCCAGCUCCCAAAAAUGUGCUGUUCCCUACCGCUGAAGCGGCCGAUCCGCAAACGGCUGGCGAGGAGGAUGAUGAUCUCGUCCCGAUCAACUUUGAAGAUUAUGAAAAUAAGGAGCAAAUCGAUGACAAGUCCUCGACAGAGCAGAGGCGAUUGCAAACAAAUGAGAUCGGGGACGUUGAAGCGACGACGCGAGAUGUCUCUAGCGGAUAUCGGCCUCCAAAAUGCCUCCUCCUCUUCCUGACCAUGGCCACAUCAUGGGCACGCCUCUUCGCAGGGUUA
Messenger RNA from Mesorhabditis spiculigera, 663 nucleotides. Lineage: Eukaryota; Metazoa; Nematoda; Chromadorea; Rhabditida; Rhabditidae. The record is from the annotation of a GenBank genome assembly.